This is a messenger RNA of Ostertagia ostertagi, 2490 nucleotides long. The record is from the annotation of a GenBank genome assembly. Lineage: Eukaryota; Metazoa; Nematoda; Chromadorea; Rhabditida; Trichostrongylidae.
AUGUCGUUUUCCGGUCGGUCGGCGAGUUCGCGGGUGCUGUCGGAAUCGUCCACCGAGUUGGAGACAUUGCGGCCCAUCACCGUGCGGUUUGACCUCAAGGGCUGGGGGCCGGGCGAGGGCAUGGGUGUCGUGACCUUCGACGGCCUGGCUGUGGAGCCUGCCCCGCUGGCCGGUGGCACGCUGCUGGCAAAUGCGCAGGGCGAGCUGGCGGGCACGUUUGUGGUGCCCGAGGGCGUACCCGCAGGCGCACGGGUGGUCAACUUCACGGGCCCGCUGGGUUCGCGUGGCUCGCAGACCUUCAUGGGCCAGGGCACGGCCAUCCUGCGCACCCAGCAGCAAGUCACCACCGAGAGCUGGUCCCUGUCCUACCCAGCGCCCAUCUCCACGGGCGGCGCCGUGUUCGGGCCCAGCGGCACCGGCUCCACCCCCACGCAGAACCAGAGCGCCUGCAGCCGCUGGCUGUAUGAGGGCUACUUCGACCCGCUGGCGCAAACCUUUGUGCUGGACGAGCUGACCCAGUGCGCAGGCGUGGACCUGCCCUUUACCGCCAAGGGUGGCCCGGUGGUGGUGCAAAUCCGGGAAACGUUCAACGGCGUGCCCACGCAGGCGGUGGUGAUCGAGGCCCGCGUGGCGGCCGACGCCAUCGCCCUCGACGGUUUCACCCGCAUCACCUGGGCGCCCACCCUGCUGCAGGCCCGGCGGGAAUACGCCAUCGUGGUGCUGUGCGACGACGCCACCACCGCUGUGGCUGUGGCCGAGCUGGGCAAGCAAGACCCGGUGCAAGGCUAUGUGACCAGCCAGCCCUACCAAGUGGGCGUGCUGCUGUCGUCGUCCAACGCAUCGACGUGGACGCCCCACCAAGACCGCGAUUUGUGCUUCCGCUUGCUGGGCGCCCAGUACACGCAAACGGAACGGGUGAUCGAACUGGGCACCGCCGACCUGGUGAACGCCACUGACCUGAUGGUGCUGGGCUUUGCCGAACGGCCAUCGGCCGCCGCAAACCUGCUGUUCGAGGUGCAGUUCCCCGAGGCCAUGGGCAGCGAGGUGGUGCGCCUGACCGAUGGGCAAGUGGUGUGGCUGGCCGCACCCUUCACCGGCCAGGUGCAGGUGCGUGCCCGCAUCAGCGGAGACGCCAGGCUGGCGGCCGUGCUGCAAAACGGCGUGCAGCUGGUGGCGGGCAACAUCCAGGGCACGGGCACCUACAUCAGCCGCACGGUGGCGGCAGAUGCCGACAACACGGUGAAGGUGGUCUAUGAAGGCGACAUUCCCGGCGGCUCUGCCGUCACGGUGCACGUGCAGGGCACGGCGCCCGGCGCGCCCUGGGUGCUGGUGCCCUAUCUGUCAGCCAGCACCAAUACGGCGGGCGUGCGCGAGAUUACGCACGAGCUGCAGAACUUCAACGCAGGCGACGGGGCGCGCGUGCGCCUCACGCUGACGGGCAGCACCACCGCCCGGCCGCAGCAGCUGGUGGAGCUGGCCCUGGCCGACAAGGCCGAAGGCACCGAGCUGGACGCACUGGCCCUGUCCACUGCCAACGCCCUGGCCACCAAGGCCAGCACCGCCAGCGUGAACGCGCUGGCCCAAAGCACCAGCGAUGCCCUGGCCCUCAAGGCCAGCGCCGACGCCUUGGCCAAUGCCGUGGCCACACUGAACGCCGCCAUUGCCACCAAGGCCGCCAGCACCACGCCCACCAUCACCGGGCUGCGCGAGGUGCGCGUGGCCCUGGGCGCGGGCACGCAGAUCGACGUGGCUGCGGGGAACCUGUUCACCAAGACCAUCGCGGGCGCCACGGUGCUGACGGUGGCGAACGUGCCCCCGGCGGGCACGGUGGCGUGCUUUCUGCUGGACCUGACCAAUGGGGGAAGCGCGGCCAUCACUUGGUGGGCUGGGUGCAAGUGGCCUGGCGGCGUGGCGCCACUGCUGACGGCGGCCGGGCGCGACCUGCUGGGCUUUGUGACGCAUGACGGCGGCGCCACGUGGACGGGCACGCGCCUGGCAAAGGACGCCAAAGCCGCUGAAAAGCGCCAGCACGAUGACCACAGGGAAGAGCAUGUUGCACACCAAAGCGGAGCAAGAAGCGCUGCAGGCGGCAAAGCCUGCACGCCAGCGACGGCUGCACCAGGGCAAGAAGGUGCGCUACGAGGGCACACGCAUGGAGUGCCCGCACUGCGGUGCCCAGUGCGUGAUCCGCCACGGCAGCAAGGUGAGCAUGACGAUGCGCAAGCUGGUUUUCAGCUGCACGAACGCGGAGUGCGGCGCGAACUACGAGGCGAUGACAGAGUUCACCAAGAUGCUGAGCGUGCCUGCGCGGCCCAACCCGAACGUGAGCAUCCCGCUGUCUCAGCAUGUGCGGCGCGGGAUGCUGCGUGUGCUGCUGGACAACUCGCCAGAGGCGGCCCACGAGCCCAUCACGCCCAUCGAGCCCAUCACAGACGACCUGUUUGCCGGGGACGCCAACACGUCAUAGACGGCACCUCUGCCGCUGAAUAG